AUGUCGCAAAUCGGUAAUACGGGCGGGCCAACGCCCCGCCGCUCUAAUCGCCUCAGUACGAAGGCCAGCUCUGUUGCCGCGGAAUCUGCUGUCACCCAAAUGACAAGCGGCGGCACCAGGCUACGUCGCAAAGGUCCCCUCACCAAGGUCAAGGCUCGCAAGUCCAACGCCUACGGCGCUAGUGGACGUGUUGGCGCUGCUGAAGAACUUUCUGUUUCUGCGACCGGCUUCGCGCAAGCAUUUCAGAACCAGCGUGGUGAUGCCUUCGCUCGCGAUGAAGAGGAGGAAGAAGAAGACGACGACAUCGAUGAGCUCGGCGAAGAAGGCCAUCUCAUGAGUGGCGCGCUCAACGGCAACACGCACCGUCAUUUAUCCUCUCCGGCCCCCGUGGUACCAUCAAGAGCGGCGCCUGGCCUCUCUUUCGUCGACAGUGACGACAUCACGCCUAGCGAAGAUGAACUUGCAGCCUCUGUCGGCAACACCUCGAAGUCAUUCGGCAUGGAUCAUGAGGGCGGCAUGUUGUUUCAGUAUGAUCGACAAGAAAUGCGCUUUUCACCUCAACGCGACUCAGAGCUCACGCCCCUGUUGGAGAAAUCUGCAGCUCGCCGAACGUUCCAGAGCCGGAUCCAUACUCAAGCAAAAGCCCCAGCUCAACCUCGGGCUCAGUCUCAGUCUCAGUCUCAGGCUCGAGCGACUCCACAACAACCUCCUACUCCGGUCAUCCGGAACGACAGAAACGAAAUCGAACAGUCAGUUGAUGAUUUGAUUGCAGAAGAGCAAGCACGUAUGCAAAAGGAGCGACACCCACAGCUCCAGCCUUGGCAACGAUCUGGGGGAUAUCAGAAAAGUCCUACUCGCCCACGCGUUGUCGAUCAGUGGCUUGGCAACGUCGAACCGCCUCAAGUGGACGACGCUGAAUGGCCCUGGAAGAAGUAUCUGAUGUGGGCAUUCUGGGUAAUCAUGGCUUCCUUGGUACUCGGCAUGUUGUCAACCACACUCUUCCCAUCCAAGUCCCCUGAGUCUGCGCCUCAGGCUCCUGGGAUGACCAUGGCCCUGGCCUCUCGCAUCUCGUAUCAAUGGGGUAAGCUCGCAGAGUUCAUCAGCCCCCCUGGUCCGCCACCUGAACUCUCCGAGGAGGAACAGUUCCGUAAGUUUACUGGUGGAGAUGAUGAUGUGAUGUGGGAACGCAUGUCCAAGCUAAACAACAAAUUCGACACGCGUAUCAAUGACGUGCAGAGCGCCAUCGAGGGGCUUAAGAAUGAGCUUCCUCCGUUCAUGAUCGUUCGAAAGCACAAGGACGGUCAUCUCGAAAUCACCGAUCAGUUCUGGCAUGCCCUAGUCAGCAAGACACGCUCCAACGGAGACAGUGUUGAGUGGAACGAACUCAUGAAGCAAAUCACUUUGAAGGUCAAGGGCAUUUCUGGUGUUGUACCGGGUGACAGCACCACAUCUUGGGACCAAAUAGUCUCGCGCGAGGAGUUUGUCGCGACUAUGGCGGAACUCCGCAACACCUUUCAUACAGGCGUCGACGAGAAGAUAUCCAAGGCUAUCCGGGCCCAGACCGAUCAGAUCACAGCAGUAGCUCAAGCAGAAGCGAGGAAGACUAUGUUGGACAAUAUUCGCCUCCAGUCCCUCGCUCAGGCCAACCUCCUCGCCAACUACGAGCUUCAUUUGAGAAAACCGAACUACUUCUCGCUCGGCCUUGGCGCCGUGGUCGAACCUACCAUGACCUCAGCCACCUUCACCAACAUUCCGAGUCGCUACGUCAAAUUUCUUCGUUGGUUAGCUCCCGAUCCACAACGCAACCCGCCGGCAGCUGCGCUUUCCGAUUGGAAGAAUCUUGGAGACUGUUGGUGCUCGGCCCCCAACGCCGGCAAGGGUCAAGCGCAGCUCGUUGUCUCACUUAGUCGUCCUAUGACCCCAAAGCAAGUUACAAUCGAGCACGUGCCUAUGAGCAUGGUUCCUGCCGGCGACAUCAGCGAUGCACCGCGCGAUGUGGAGCUCUGGGUUCAGACAGACGCACCGGUGAAAGUUCGGUACAGCUAUGGCCAGUCCGAAUACCAAGGAGGACCGCCGGGCUGGCAAUGCCUCGGGACUUUCAAGUACAACAUCCACGCCUCCAACCAUCUACAGACAUUCGAUCUCGACAGCGAGCCUUCAGUACCAAUCACUAAGGCCAUGGUACGCGUCAGAACCAACUGGGGCGCGGACCAUACGUGCCUCUACCAGGUGCGACUACACGGUGAUGACGCUGUAGAAGACCAUGAGUACGGCGUUGGUCUCAAUGACCCUAUUUAG
Molecule: messenger RNA, 2298 nt
Organism: Cucurbitaria berberidis CBS 394.84
Lineage: Eukaryota; Fungi; Ascomycota; Dothideomycetes; Pleosporales; Cucurbitariaceae
Product: SAD1 protein
Exons: 1
Coding region: 1-2298 (765 amino acids)
Biological process (GO): nuclear envelope organization
Cellular component (GO): nuclear envelope; meiotic nuclear membrane microtubule tethering complex
Molecular function (GO): protein-membrane adaptor activity
Source: RefSeq, a predicted model, not a curated record